ACACGCACUUCGUUUAAACCAUCUCAGAAAAAAAAAUUCUUUAUUUUGUUUUUAGGUUAUUAUCUACAUCCCGUAAAACAGAAAUCUUUACAAUUAUGAUUUCUCAAAAUAAUCUCCUAAAACGUUCCUGGCUUAUAAUUAUACAAUGCGCGGAAGCACAUAGAAAACCUCGUUGGUUGCCGGUCGCUAAAAGUAAAAUAUAUCGAAUUCCGAAACGUCCAGAGAUCAGUGAAGAAGAACGUAUAGAGCUAUUACGAAUAAAUAACAACUAUAAAACACAGAUGCGAGCAAUCAGGAGGUUUUAUCAUGAGGAAAUGAUCAAAGAAAAAUCUACUCGCAGCAGUUCCAGUUCGGAGAUGUCCCAAAAAUUAGAAGCUGAAGAUUGGGAGCAAUGUGUAAAAAUAAACGACAACUGGAACGCUCAGGUCGCUCUGGAACGCGAAGAGAGGAGAAAGAACGAACUGGCCAAAAUGGAGGAAUAUGCAUUAGCUCGAAUGGAAGCUAAGGAUAGGGAGUUGAAAGAAAAAAUUGAAAAAGUUUCCCAAGAAAUUAGAAUACAAAAGGAAUUGAGCAAAACCUUUAUAACACCAGAGAACCUGGAUGAGGCAAUAGAUCAUGCCCUCGCUAAUCCAAUUGAUUAUAAUUUCGCCAUAGAUUUACAUGGUAAUCAGUUUAUGGGAAAAGAAACUCCAGCGAACCCACCUAAAGAUACAGCUGCGAAAUCUGUAUAACAUCACACUCACAUAUUGUUCAAAAAAUAAAUAUAAUAGGGAGUUAUUUAUGUUAAAUAUAAAUAAUAUUUGUUAUUUGUAUGUAGUACUCUAAUAUUAAAAUUAAAAUAGGUAUAUUGUAAACUAUUUCAAU
Achroia grisella is the source of this 864-nucleotide messenger RNA. RefSeq names its product small ribosomal subunit protein mS26 (gene mRpS26). Lineage: Eukaryota; Metazoa; Arthropoda; Insecta; Lepidoptera; Pyralidae. The record is from RefSeq and is a predicted model, not a curated record. Gene Ontology annotation, cellular component: mitochondrial small ribosomal subunit. Bases 96 to 731 code for a protein of 211 amino acids. The transcript has 2 exons.